Molecule: messenger RNA, 5209 nt
Organism: Aedes albopictus (Asian tiger mosquito)
Lineage: Eukaryota; Metazoa; Arthropoda; Insecta; Diptera; Culicidae
Exons: 4
Coding region: 348-4985 (1545 amino acids)
Cellular component (GO): ribonucleoprotein complex
Molecular function (GO): RNA binding
Source: RefSeq, a predicted model, not a curated record
CGUCAGUCAAAAUUUUCAUUAUCGGAAAGGAAAAAUUUGCUAACUGCGUGUGAAAACUUUGCGUCGUGAAGAAAAUUGCAAUUUCGACCGUCUGUUGAUGCGUUUUUCCCAACUAAAAAGGUGCAUUUUGCUGGAGUAUUCGAGUGGUGAAACGAAAAAGUAGAAAUUCGGCGUGGAUCUCAACGUGCUGGGGACCACCGCACAAGGUCUCGCGUGGCCAUCGUUUUCACGGCAGAGUUUGAGAACGUUCCGAAACCAUCCAAAUUGGGGGGAAUAAGUGACCCUUCCAUUUUGUUUUGAAAUAUAGAGCAAACUGUACGGAAGGCAGGACAUUUUGAUUCGUCAGAAUGAGUGUCAUAAUACGGUUGCAAAAUUUGCCCUGGUCGGCGAAUGCGCUGGAUGUUCGUAACUUUUUUAAAGGUCUUUCCAUUCCGGACGGCGGAGUACACAUCGUUGGAGGCGAAAUGGGCGAUGCGUUUAUUGCUUUCAGUACCGACGAGGACGCCCGUCAGGCAAUGAUGAUGAACGGGGGUAAGAUCAAAGAAGUGCAGGUCACGCUUCUUCUGUCCUCUCGCGCUGAAAUGCAAAAGGUGAUCGAGGAAGCUCGUCGUACAACAAUGUCAUUUAUGCAGCUGUCCGCCCAGAGUGCCCCCGUUAUUCCACAGCAAGCCCCGGUUAUUCCUAAAGUUACGGCUCCCGCUGUAACGGCUGCCCAACCGCAACCGCAACCGCCGGUCAUAAGCUUGUCGGGCUUUCUGGCGCAAAAUCUGAACCAACAGAAAAACCAAUCGAUCUAUUCGGAAAUUCCCGGGCUGGGAUUUCUGGCGCCGAGUGGUGGAAUGUUCCAGCCGAACGCUCCAGCUGCUGGUCUAUUUUCGGCGCUGAGCGCUCAAUCCUAUGGUGCGGCUGGGUCGCCACCCACUACUAAUUCGGCGUUCACGCAACUCUCUGAACAGUUGAAGAAGGUAGGCGAAGCGGAGAAGAGUGCCGGAACGGAUACGAGUUCCAAGAGCGUGUCGAAGAAAGAUGGCGGAGGUGAAAGAAGCAGUCGUAGAAGCAGGUCUAGUUCGCGUGAACGAGACAGGCGACGAUCGAGGUCGAGAAGUCGGGACCGCGGUAGCAGACGUCGAGGACGAGACCGAAGUCGAGAUAGGAGAAGUAGAAGCCGUAGCCGCGAUCGUCGCGAUCGUAGGCGCCGAUCCCGAUCCCGCGAUCGUCGCGAUGACAGAACACGGGACAAAACGCGAGAGGCAGACCAGAAAACGGCUGAUAAAAAUUCGAAGCAGAAAUCGUCGCGAUUCAGUGAGCGAAGUGAGAGUAAGACAACGCCUGCGGAAGCGAUUAAGAUUCCAAGUCCGAAGGUGACACCGAACGUGCUACAGCCAACGACAUUCACGAGUCCGUGGGACUCGCCAAUUCAAAAGAGUUUGUUAAAAUUGGCCAAUACGGAUUUGGAAAAGCCUGUGCAGCAGGCGAGUGCUAUACCUCCAUUGAUCAGUCCUUCGCAAAAAACAAACUCCGAGGAAGGGUGCGGGGAUCGCAGUGAAGGACAGGGACAGAAACCUCUUGCAGUCGUACAGAAUCCGAUUAUGAGCUAUCGGAUGAACGUGCUACCAUCGGUGAAUUAUGGAUCGUUCCAGUCAUCGAAGCCUCUGAGCAACGAGCAGCUGAGCAAGUUGCAGGAGCUGCAAGCCCGACGUGACACGAAGGUAUUCCAAGGAAUGAACAUGGGCGGAAACAGGCAAGGAGGACAUUUCUCGGAUGGAGAGAGCAACACUUUCGCGAAAAAUAAUAAUCGUGGAGGGUUUGAUUUUCCGCCACGUGGAGAUGGGAAUCGUCCGGGUGAUGGUUAUCGUACGGAUGAUGGAAUGAACAAGCGGAACCAGAGUAUGGAAGAGAGAGCAGAUAGAUCGGAAGAACGCGAUGGUAUUGAUGGACAAUCGGUGAAGAUUUCUCAUCUAGAAAAUUCCACAGGGUAUGGUGAGGUGCGAAGGUUCUUCCACGGGCAGACAAUUUCUAGCAACGGGAUCAAGAUGAUCAACGAUAAGAACGGAAGGCGAACAGGAGUGGCGUUGGUGAGGUUCAUGCGGCGGGAUGGCAAGCGGUAUGCGCUCUCACGGGAUGGAAUGAGACUGAAGCACUCGGUUAUCAAGAUCGAAUCAAUAUCGGAUCAGGAAUUUGAGGAAGCAAUUGACGCUUAUCGUCCUAGCUACGACGAAGUACCGAACAACUGGAAGGAAGUCGAUUUGGAAGAAAAGGAAAAGAAACGAGAGGAAGUAAUCCAGAUCCGUGAUGAAGAUGAAGGCAAGCAAGGGUCGGUGGUUGUUUGGAACCUUCCUACGAUGACCACCGAGCUGGACCUGAUGAGAAUCUUUUCCGACUUCACCAUUGUGGAAGUGUUGAUCAUUAAGAAUUACAAGAACCCGAAACAAUUGGAUGGAUAUGUAAAAUUCCAUCGAUUGCAAGACGCGAGAAAAGCGUGCGACAGCACCCACAAGCACUAUAUUAGAAACAAGCGGGUGUUUGUGAAGCAGUGUUCGGACAUUGAAUACGAUGCGGCUAAGAAUGAGUACGAAGCUCCAGACGAGCCGGAGCCGGCGGUGGUAGUGCUGGAUGAUUCUGUUCAAAUUGUGAAUGAAUCCUCCAAGGAUUUCAAGAAGGAUGAACAAGACGAUGACAAAAUGGAUCUAGCGGAAGAUGAUGAAAAUAACGAAGAUGGUCGGCAUCAGCAUAUGAACGCAAAUGAGCCAACUCCGCAGAAGUCGGUUGAGAACUUGUUUGGAUCGCCGCCUCCAAACAUGAUGGGUAUGCCAGGGAACGAACUCCAGCAACGUCCAGGAAGCAACGCCUCUCCGAUGAAUCGUGGAUUCCCACUGGCCCAACAGUUUUCAGGAAUGCAGCGCAAUCCUAUCGAAGACGAAAGUUGGGAGCCGGAACGAUUCCAACAAAACGCACCACCACCGAUGAUGAAUCGUGACCCCAGAGGUAUGUUUAAUCAGAACUUCAACAAUCAAGACUACCAGCAGGAGCAGCAGCAGCAACAACAACAACAGCAGCAAUAUCAACAACAACCACCGCUUCUACGACAACAUCAGCAACAGCAACAAGCUCAAAAUGUAUCUCAACUGAAUCUUGGAUUUGGCGGGGAUAUGAGUCGCGAUCCUCGCCGGCGUCAGGAUGAUAUGAACCAACAGAUGCAUCAGCAGAUGCAGCAGCCACCAUUCGGCCAAGGUCCUCCGUCUUCUAUGAAUAAUGAUCGAUUUGGUCCGCGAGAUAUGGGUCCGAUGGGACGAGGUAACAAUCGUUUUGACCAACAGCUGCCACCACCCCAACAGCAACAGCAGCAGCAGCCGCAGCAGAUGGGUAAUAUGGGCAACAAUCAAGGCAGACCACCGUUCGGCAAUGAUCGCUUUGAUGAACAGCAACGAAUGGGCUUCAACCAGGGUCCUCCUAUGAUGGGUGGCAAUCGGUUUGGACAACAGCAGAUGGGCAACAAUCAAGAUCAAGGUCCGAUGGGCAACAACCGAUAUCAACAGCAACAACAACAACAGCAGCAGCAGCAACGGCAGCAACAGCAAAUGGCCAAUGCCCAUCAGGGUGGACAGUUCGUUAACAACCGGUUCAACCGAAACAACGAAGAUAACGCCAAGACCAACUUCAUUAUGAUCACCAACUUGGAGUUCAACAUGCAGGAGCCCAGGGUGUACGACUUCUUCGAUCAGGAAGGCUUCAGCCCGAAGCAUGUGCAGUUCAUUCGCAAUAGGAAUGGCCGUUCCACGGGCGACUGCUUGGUGGAGUUUGACUCUCCGCAGGAAGCCGAAGAGACCCUUUCCAAACACGGCCAUGUAAUCGGGAAGAGGAAGGCGUUCAUCAAGCAUCUGUUCAGCAAUCAGCUCAUGGAUAUCAUGCAAAAAAUGAAUCAGAAUGGACCGAGGCACCAGUGGGGCGGUGGUCCCAUCAGAGGAAAUAACUUCGGCAAUUCAGGUGGCAACAACAGCUUCGACAGGGAGAACAAUUUCGGUGGAAACAAUUUCAGAAAUAAUGACAACAAUUUCAGGGGCCAAGAUAACACAGGCAACGGUGGCUGCUUUGGCAAUGAUGAUCGCUUUAUGAAUGACAACAGACACAAUGAGGGAAGGAAUUUCCAGGAAAAUAACUACCUAAGCUUUUCCGAUGAUCAUCACUAUGACGAUGACAAGCCAGAAGACUUUGAGCACCACGAAGAUCAUGACGAUCAAGAGUUCCACGACGAUCACGAGGAUCAUAAUGACUAUUCUAAAGACGUGGAUGAAUCGAUCGUGGAUGAAAAUGUUCCUGAGAAACAGAUCGCCAGCACGAUGGAAAGCGAUAAACCUGUCGAGAACUCCUCUCAACACCAUGAUAAUGCAAAUGACUCUGGUUCGGUUCAGCAUGGUCCUGAAGACGAUGACCCGCCAUUGAAGCAGCCCAAUGCUGAUUAUCUGAACCCCAAUGAAGAUGAGGAUCAAGACGAUGAAGAUGCAGAGCAUGACGAAACGGGCCAUCAUAGUGAACCAGAGGCUCACGAAGAGCAAACAACUCCACAGCAACCAGAACAACCAGCUCAGCAACAACAACAGCAGCCACAGUCUCAACAGGAACAACAAUCCCAGCAACCUCAAUCGCAGCAGUCCGAAAACGAAGAUCAGUCACAGCAUACCGAUGGACAGGAUCACAAUGACUCCGACAUGCAAAAUGUGGAUAACCAAUCGGAGGAGGUACGCGGAAACAUUCUGUUCUUAGGGAAUCUUCCGUUCCGGGCGAGGAAUGAAGAAUUGGCCAAAUUCUUCCGGGAGUACAACAUCGGCGUCGAAGACGUCAAGCGCCGAUACCUGCCCGAUGGACGGCCGACCGGUGAUGCCAUGGUACGGUUCCGAAGCGGUAUGGAUGCACAGCGGGCGAUGAAGACCCAUGGCAAUCGACGCAUGGGUGGUCGCCAGGUUCGGAUGAGGGUGAUGGAUGAUUGAGUGAGAGAGACGGAGUGCGGUACGUAUGCGUAAUCCGACGUUUUUGAGCGGAUUUGCUACAAACUCUUAGCGUAUUGCGUAAGUGAGUGAUGAGUUUUGAUUUGAAUAAACUAAUUUUAUCUGUUACUUUGAUAAUAAAACUAAACUAGUGUACAUAAAUAUCAAGAAUGCUUACAGAAACGUAAAGAAUACAAGCAGAAAUGUGAAAAAUACCAGGAAAUAAA